Didymosphaeria variabile is the source of this 708-nucleotide messenger RNA. RefSeq lists its product as uncharacterized. The transcript has a single exon. Bases 1 to 708 code for a protein of 235 amino acids. The record is from RefSeq and is a predicted model, not a curated record. Gene Ontology annotation, molecular function: protein binding. Lineage: Eukaryota; Fungi; Ascomycota; Dothideomycetes; Pleosporales; Didymosphaeriaceae.
AUGCCUCAAGAUGAUGAUGAGUCGCGUUUUGGGAUGGAACUGGAGCUCCUUGAGGCCAUGUACCCCGAACAAAUCGCCUAUGAGUCCAAGAGUCGCGACCUCAAAUUCACAGCGGAAGGCGGGGCAUUGCUGCAGUUGAGGAUACCAGAGGACUACCCGGACUCGGCAUUCCCCGACGUCUUUGGAGCAAGAGAUUCGCAGAAGAACGAUGUGCGAGAGCGUAUGCGGUCUGCGAUCAAGGAUCUAGGGCUUACAGAAGGCGAGGAAGCACUGGACGCCAUCAUUGCGUCCUUCCAGAGUCUGCUUGAGGCGAAUAGUGCCGUUGCUCAAAAAGAACACGAUGCUGAGGCGCAUUCCAACGCUUCAAAAAUUUCCGCACCAAACAAGACGGUCAUCAUCUGGCUGCAUCACCUCCUCGCUCUGUCAAAACGGAAACUUGCGCUGUCUCCGACAUCGAUAUCCGGCAUCACCAAACCUGGCUAUCCGGGCGUCAUGUUGUUCUCCGGUCCCGCUACAGCUGUUACCGAACACGUUGAUACUCUGAAGGCCGAGAACUGGCAAGCUUUCCAGGUGCGGUACGAGGAGGCUGAGCAUUGGGAAUUCGAACACGGUGCCGGAAUCCGGGAAGUGGAGACGAUGGCAGAAGUGGUCAAAGGGCUACAGGAGAAGAGGCGGGAUGAGUUCCUGAAGGCGGUGGGGAUAAAAUAA